UUUAAAAAUGAUAUAGGCAAAGUGCAGCGCGGCUGUAAAGCUCGCGCGGCGUCGAAUAGUAGUCGACAGUUAGCCGCUUCUGGUGAUAAUGUGCGCACAAAAUGAAAACUAAAAGUUUCCUGCUGUUCUCGACGUCUGUGUUCGCGAUAAGUUUAUUUCUGAUCGUAUUCCACUCGCAACCACCGCAGUCCAUCCAGACUAUCGUGACGCAGACCCAUCAGCACAUCAAGGACUUCCAGGGCGAUGUGUGGGUGCAGGACAAAUUGCGCGAUGUGGAGGACAGCGUGCUGGUGGCGGAGGAGCGGUUCGCGCGAUUGUUGGGGUUGGGGCCGGGCGCUCAGGCUCUGCGUUGGCACAACACAACCCUGCCUGUGCUGGUGACCCAUGCUAGCGGCGACCACCAUGCAGAGGCAGUCAGCUUCGUGCGUGCUGCACAUCACCUUCCCUACACUGUCCUUCUCUAUAACUUGGGAUUGAAGCCUUAUUCAUUAGCUGUGGUGUCAAACUACUGCAACUCAUCAAAGUGUGCAAUUGUUGACUUAGACCUGUCCGAAUUCCCGUCACACGUCAGCGACGAGAGCAUCCACGCCUUUCGACCACUCAUCAUACAGCACGCGCUGAGCCGAGUGGGCGGCGUGAUCUUCUGCGAGGCGUCGCAGCGCUGGGCGGGCGAGGCGGCCGAGCUGGCGGCGCUGUGGGCGCGCGCCGCGGGCGCCGCGCAGGGCGUGCUGGCGUGGCCGCGGCGCGCCGCCGCCGUCACCUCGCUCACGCACCCGCGCAUGUUCCACUACCUCAACGCCGUGCUCGACGACUUCCUCUUCGUGGAGAUGGUGGACGCGGAGCACCUGGUCGUGGCGGACUCGCCCGCCGCCGCCGCCGUCAUGCGCCCCUGGAUCCGGUGCGCGCUGACACUCGACUGCAUCAUGCCCAUAGGCGCGCAGGCGGAGGGCUGCCGGUUCGACAAGAAGCCGCAGUACCGCUACUCGGGCUGCCACGGGCAGGACGCGUCGGCGCUGAGCAUCAUCCUGGGGCUGCGCUCGGGCUUCGAGGAGGCGCAGUACGCCGUGCACGGGCGCGCGCGCUGGCGCCGCGUGCCGCCCGCCGCCGCCCGCCUGGAGCUCCAGCAGCUGGAGCGCAACUCCAGCGACGAGCGCCCCACCGACCACCCCCCCGCCCUCCCCUAGCCGCGGGCCGGCCCCGUCGCUUCUUUCGUCGUCGCGAGCGGAGCGGAGGACGUCGCGCUACUUAGUGUUAUUCAAAAUAGCAAUAAUUCCUUUGCACGCCUGUUUUAACGGAGCCCGUUUUUUGUUUUCAAAAUGUGUAAAGACUCGUGCGCGCCUGCUGCGGCCGCGGGUCCCGGGCGCCGGUCUCCUCGAUGUGUUCCGCCGUGCGCCGCUCUCCGGUGCGUUCACGUAUAGAAUAAUUCAAUAAAUAACUACAGGUUUGGAUGAGAUUUUAAAAACGUUGUUUAGUGUUUAUUUGUACUCUGUAGUAAAUCACGUUUCUUCUUAUGCAUCCUUGUAGUUAUUGAAUUAUUAAUUGAUAGACAUUAAUACAGUUCUCGUGAUAAGUAGUCCGAGUGAAACCUUGAAGUUGUGUUUGUAGAAAGUUAUUUCUCAAUAUUUUUAAUUUAUCGACAAUACACCAGUCAGGAAACACAUUAACUGACGAAUAAAGUAAGGAACAAAGCUUGUACUUACGACGUAUUGUUAGUGGUGCCUAGAGUAUUACACUGUUUGUAUUCGUUAGGUUGUUUUAAGAGAGCACAUUCGAUGUCAAUUGCUGAAAAAGACGGGUGCGAUCGUUCGCGAUAAUGUAUUAUUUUGUACAUAUGUACAGUGUGUCAUUAUUUUUGUAUUAGGUAUGUUGAACGUGUUGCGUACGGUAGUGGAACGAGCUGACGACGUUCGCUCUGCGCCGCGCAUUCGACAAUGUAAGCGAUUGCGUUAAUGAUGUUAAGAUACUCAUUAGGUGCAGUAAUUAUGUGUAAGUUUCCCGCAUGUCCGUUACAUUAGUUAGCGAAAGAAGACCCGUCUCACUCUCGUUCACCUGCAUAACACAGUGGCGGGGUCGGAUGCACCGCAGCGCGGGUAGCCGCGCACAGCGGCCCGCUAAUGUUUAGGUUGUGAUCAAAAAAUAUCAAGUUUCGUGCACUAUUUCGUGAAGUACAAUGUGAUAUACUUAAUACAUUAUGUAUUUUAGGAUUAAUUCGUGUACAGGCGGUUAAAUACUUUGGAUUUGGGGAACAACUGGUGGAGGGUAACGGGACACAGCACUUAGGAGCUGUCAACAGAAGUGAGCUAUGGCCCUGCAGCGGCCGUUCACACGUUGAUCUGCAGGUCGCGGUGUCUGUUCUCUGUGUAGUUUCAGUUCGUCUGAUUUAAAGGAUCUCAUUUAUACUAAAACUGCAACUUUCGACCAAACUGUUAAAUUUUAUUGUAAUGGUUACGCUAAGCGUUUUGAUAUGGCGGCCGCGGCCGUUUUUACCUUACGUCACCUUUCCCAGUGUUUAGAAAGCUUUAUUUUUCGACGUUGACGUUGGUUCUCCGCCUGUUUCGGCCAUAAUGUAAACUAAGUGUUAGUUGUACGCAUCGCAUUACCUUUAAAUUUUUAUAUUCACUUUGAGCAAUCUAGUCGUGAUUUACCAAAUAAGUGAAAAAGGCUCUUGUAUGGCGACCGUUUUUGCUAAGAUACUUUGUAAAUUUUGUCUUAAGGUGCGGAAAGAUUUAUUGAAUUUGUCGAGUUCUAGUAGGUGACCACUUGUUUUGUUAAGGCAUACCACGUAAAAGGUGAACAAUGUGGUAAUUAUGAAUAGUACAAAUUCCGUGAUUUUGCGGGAUGUAGCGCAGGUAACUUUCCGAAUUGAUAAGGUUUAUUGACGAUAGGAUAAUUGCGAUAGAGUUCCGUUUGUGCGCAUGCGGCAGCGUCCUGGUGGUCGGACUGCAUGCGUUAUUCACUACAAUAGGUACCUAGUAAGAAGGAGGCGCGGUGCAAGUCGGCACUAACGCCAGUUAACGUCUUCGUUCUGACGCCGCCGCCGUUAGUAUUAUGCACUGUAAUCAUCUGAAUGAUGUCAACACGGUGCCGUACAUAAAAAAAAUAAUCAGGACGUGACAUUGGUGCCGACUUGUGCCGUGUGUCCGUCACACGCGAGAGGCUUGCGACUAGCCCCGUCGCCCGUCGCGACUCGAUCGAUGCUUACGCAUAAUGUAAUCGUUAUCGACAAGUGAGAAUUAUUUAUUAAACGAUGAUUGUGAUGAAAUUAUGUCAGAGUUUCAUUUUAUUUAUUUAUAAGAGAUAAGAAAAGACAGACCUUAUAUUUGACCAUCGCCAUGCCAAUUAAACGAAGCACUUAAAUGUUUGACUGCCUCCGUGGCCGAACGGUUACCAUG
Messenger RNA from Hyposmocoma kahamanoa, 3392 nucleotides. RefSeq lists its product as uncharacterized. Bases 102 to 1184 code for a protein of 360 amino acids. The record is from RefSeq and is a predicted model, not a curated record. NCBI's taxonomy places the organism in Eukaryota, Metazoa, Arthropoda, Insecta, Lepidoptera, Cosmopterigidae. The transcript is spliced from 5 exons.